This is a messenger RNA of Coregonus clupeaformis (lake whitefish), 1751 nucleotides long. RefSeq names its product zinc finger protein 27-like. NCBI's taxonomy places the organism in Eukaryota, Metazoa, Chordata, Actinopteri, Salmoniformes, Salmonidae. The transcript has a single exon. The record is from RefSeq and is a predicted model, not a curated record. The annotation marks the transcript as partial.
GGGGAGAGUUUCUCUCAACAGAGCAGCUUAAAAACACACCAACGUAUACACACAGGAGAGAAGCCUUACUCCUGCUCUGACUGUGGGAGGAGUUUCUCCCGAUUGGAUACCUUAAAAACACAUGAACGUAUACAUACAGGAGAAAACCCUUACUCCUGCUCUGACUGUGUAAAAUGCUUCAAAACAUCAACGGAGCUAAAAGUUCAUCAGAGAACACACACAGGAGAGAAGCCUUACUGCUGCUCUGACUGUGGGAGGAGUUUCUCCCGAUUGGAUAACUUAAAAACACAUGAACGUAUACAUACAGGAGAAAACCCUUACUCCUGCUCUGACUGUGUAAAAUGCUUCAAAACAUCAACGGAGCUAAAAGUUCAUCAGAGAACACACACAGGAGAGAAGCCUUACUUCUGCUCUGACUGUGGGAGGAGUUUCUCCCGAUUGGAUAACUUAAAAACACAUGAACGUAUACAUACAGGAGAAAACUCUUACUCCUGCUCUGACUGUGUGAAAUGCUUCAAAACAUCAACUGAGCUAAAAGUUCAUCAGAGAACACACACAGGAGAGAAGCAUUACUUCUGCUCUGACUGUGGGAAAUGCUUCAAAACAUCAACGGAGCUAAAAGUUCAUCAGAGAACACACACAGGAGAGAAGCCUUACUUCUGCUCCGACUGUGGGAGGAGUUUCUCCCGAUUGGAUAACUUAAAAACACAUGUACGUAUGCAUACAGGAGAAAACUCUUACUCCUGCUCUGACUGUGGGAAAUGCUUCACAACAUCAGCUGAGCUAAGAGUUCAUCGGAGAACACACACAGGAGAGAAGCCUUACUGCUGCUCUGACUGUGGAAAGAGUUUCUUUCAACAGGUCCACUUUAAAUGUCACCAGCGAAUACACACAGGAGAGAAGCCUUACUCCUGCUCUGACUGUGGAAAGAGUUUCUCUCAACAGGUACACUUAAAAUGUCACCAGCGAAUACACACAGGAGAGAAGCCUUACUCCUGCUCUGACUGUGGAAAAUGCUUCACAACAUCACCUGAGCUAAGAGUUCAUUGGAGAACACACACAGGCGAGAAGCCUUACUGCUGCUCUGACUGUGGAAAGAGUUUCUCUCAACAGGUCCACUUAAAAUGUCACCAGCGAAUACACACAGGAGAGAAGCCUUACUCCUGCUCUGAAUGUGGAAAGAGUUUCUCUCAACAGAGCAGCUUAAAAACACACCAGCGUAUACACACAGGAGAGAAGCCUUACUCCUGCUCUGACUGUGGGAAGAGUUUCACCCGAUUGGAUAUAUUAAAAUGUCACCAGCGAAUACAUACAGGACAUAAGCCUUACUCCUGCUCUGACUGUGGGAAGAGUUUCUCCCGAUUGGCUACCUUAAAAACACAUCAAUGUAUACAUAAAGGAGAAAAGCCUCAAUAGUGCUCUCAGACCAGCUAAGAUUAAAGUCACACUCCAUUACUUAAUUCUCAUGUCUAUUGUAAUCCUAUUGUUUCUCACUGUGAGGGAACUGUGCUGAGGAAAGGGAGUGUUAUAGAAUGUUAUUGGAAAUUAUCUUUCUCCAUCUUUCUUUACUACAAAACAUAGAAACACGCCAUUUUCACAUAUGUUGAUGUUGGAGUGGUACUGGAGAUUAUGAAUAUUAAGUUGAAACGUUUAGAAAUUUCCCUUUAAGGCAAAAACAAAGGGCGGGUGGUUGAUCAGGGUGGAUAGGUGUGCAUAUAACAUGAACGUCUAGUAACCCAAAGGUUGCAUGU